AUGGAGAAGGAGCUGAUUGAGCUUUUCGAGUCUGCAAAGAGUGCUGCAUAUGCCUCCGAGAACUCUUUAUCGGAAGAGUAUCGGUGCCUUGAUGCAUUGAAACAGCUCAAGAUGUUCCCAGUUACCUAUCAACUUCUUGUGUCAACUAAGGUCGGCAAACAUCUCCGCCAGCUGACGCAACACAGAAGCGUCCGAAUCAAGACCUUGGCAGCCGAUGUGGUUGAUAUAUGGAAGGGCAUAAUCGUCAAAGAAACCAGAAAAGCCAAGAAAAUCGAGACCCUCAACAAUGCCGAUACCUUCCACUUGCACAGACCGAACUCCAUCAAGCCCGAGCAAGAAGACCCACCCGCCAAGGAACCGAAAAUCGAGCAAACCACCAGCUCGGGAUCGUCUGCCAUCAAAAUCGAGACAAAAGUCAAAAUCGAGAAGUCAACCGACCAACCGAAGCUAACGUCUCUUGUCUACUGCAAAGACCCGGCUCGUGACCGCAUCCGAGAAUUACUCGCCGAGGCCCUCUGCAAGGUUGAGCACGAGCACGACCCAUCACUCGCGAACCGAGUCGAAAGGGUCAACCCGUACCGUGUGGCGGUCAUGGUAGAAACGGCCAUGUUCGAUAAAUGGGGGAGUUCUAAGGGAGCCCAAAAGCACAAAUACCGGUCCAUCAUGUUCAACAUAAAAGACCCCAAAAACCGUGACUUCCGGCGAAAGGUUCUGUUCGGGGAGUUCGAGGCUCGGGCUGUGCCGGAACUUUCGCCAGAGCAGAUGGCGAGCGACGAGCGUCGGGAGGAAAACGAGAAGCUCAAGCAGAAAGGGUUGUUCAACAGCGAGCGGGCAGCGGCUCCAAAGGCGAGCACGAACGAGUUCAGGUGUGGACGGUGCAAGAAGAAGGAGACAACUUAUUAUCAGAUGCAGACGAGGAGUGCGGACGAGCCCAUGACGACUUUCGUGACAUGCGUAAAUUGUGGGAACCAUUGGAAGUUCUGUUGA
This is a messenger RNA of Striga hermonthica, 987 nucleotides long. NCBI's taxonomy places the organism in Eukaryota, Viridiplantae, Streptophyta, Magnoliopsida, Lamiales, Orobanchaceae. The record is from the annotation of a GenBank genome assembly.